Messenger RNA from Dipodomys ordii (Ord's kangaroo rat), 1914 nucleotides. It is a transcript of the gene Mbd3, whose product is annotated as methyl-CpG binding domain protein 3. The transcript has 6 exons. Lineage: Eukaryota; Metazoa; Chordata; Mammalia; Rodentia; Heteromyidae. The record is from RefSeq and is a predicted model, not a curated record. Gene Ontology annotation, molecular function: DNA binding. Bases 335 to 1285 code for a protein of 316 amino acids.
UGGGAGUACAAGUUCAGGGUGGACGUUUUCCUUGCUUGGGGUGGUGGCUUACUAGGGGUGGAACUGCUGAGUCCCAGGUGUCAUGCCAUUUCCACACCGGAUGCUCUUCAUACCCAUCUGCUAGCUGUCUUGAGCUUGGUGCUGCUUGCUCCUUCAAGUGGUCUCAGAUGCCUAGUAUUUCCUGGACAGAGCAGGCUGCCUGACAGAGCAAGUAGCACCCCGUUUCCAGUCCCAGGCGACUACAGGGGUUCUGGUCCCAGUCCCCUGUCCAAUGCUGUGACCAUCCCAAAGGGGGCUCCUAGGUCAGUGCCCCAGCCACUAGCUCUGGAGAACCAUGUUGCGGUAUGCUCUGAGAUUGCCCCGUAUUGGCAGUAGGGGGCUUAGAAGGGUAGAAAGACAUUCCCUCAGGAUGGGGAUAAGGGAUGGUCCCACCGUGACUCCCUCAGACCCAGCCCGACCUGCCUCUGCCCACAGCCCCAGUGGGAAGAAGUUCCGCAGCAAGCCACAGCUGGCUCGCUACCUGGGAGGCUCCAUGGACUUGAGCACCUUUGACUUCCGUACUGGCAAGAUGCUGAUGAGCAAGAUGAACAAGAGCCGCCAACGUGUGCGCUACGACUCCUCUAACCAGGUUAAGUGGACCCCAGCGGGGGCCGCCCGCUGCAGCGCCUUGUCCCCGCAGGGCAAACCUGACCUGAACACCGCACUACCCGUGCGGCAGACAGCAUCCAUCUUCAAGCAGCCAGUGACCAAGAUCACUAACCACCCUAGCAACAAAGUGAAGAGUGAUCCGCAGAAGGCGGUGGACCAGCCUAGGCAGCUGUUCUGGGAGAAGAAGCUGAGUGGACUGAGUGCCUUUGACAUCGCAGAGGAGCUGGUCAGGACCAUGGACCUCCCCAAGGGCCUGCAAGGGGUGGGCCCUGGGUGCACAGACGAGACGCUGCUGUCAGCCAUCGCCAGCGCCCUGCACACCAGCACCAUGCCCAUCACAGGGCAGCUCUCAGCUGCUGUGGAGAAGAACCCUGGUGUGUGGCUGAACACCACGCAGCCCCUGUGCAAAGCUUUCAUGGUGACCGACGAGGACAUCAGGAAACAGGAAGAGCUGGUGCAGCAGGUUCGGAAGCGGCUAGAGGAGGCGCUGAUGGCUGACAUGCUGGCCCACGUGGAGGAGCUGGCCCGGGAUGGUGAGGCGCCAUUGGACAAGGCCUGCGUGGACGAGGAUGACGACGAUGAGGAUGAAGAUGAGGAUGAGGAGCCUGAGCCAGACCAGGAGCUGGAGCAUGUCUAGAGCAGAUGCCCUGCCCAAGGACCCCAUGCUGUGGAGCACCAGCUGGCAUGGCAUGGCUGCCUGCACUCAGCUUCUCUUGGGACUAGGCCAAGAGGCCAGGCCCAGUGGGUAGGGGGCACCUUUCAUCCUUCCUCCUUCAAUGAGCCUCUUCUCUGGGCCUGGAGAGGUAUGACUGGAGGAAGAUGACUCCCUUUCCCUGCUGCAGCUCUUCUUUGAAGGCCAUGGUUCUGGAAGAGCUGCUGGCCACUGGGCCCCGCCUGGCAGGAGGUUCCUUCAUGGUGAACUUGGGGCCAGUGAUGCCUCAGCCUUGAAGCCAGCCUCCUCUCGGUGGCCACUGCCCAAUGAUCCUCAACACAGCAGGGGCCAGCAGACUGGCCUGGGCGCCAUGGAGCCCUAGCACCUUGUGGUUGUUGGCUGCCAUAUCUCCAGCAGCUGGGGAGACACUUGAAAUUUGGUCUACCUCCUCCUUGAGCAGCGUGAGGAGGCGAGAAGGGCUGACCUGCAGGCUGGGGGUCCAGACAGCUCCUCUCACACAGGACCACCUAGCAGGCAGAGCUGGCAGCUCCCAGCCAGAACCAGCUGCAGCCCAGGAAGUCACUUUCCUUCAAUAAAUGACACAAAUGGCUGAA